AUGAUUCUUCCUCUACUCCUAUGUGUGGCAGCAGCGGCCGCUCAGCAGGCCGUGUAUGGUCAAUGCGGAGGUUCGAGCUGGACGGGUGCAACAACUUGUGCUAUAGGAAGCACUUGUGUUUACCAGAACCCAUACUAUAGUCAGUGUCUUCCGGGAGCAGUUAGCAGUACUUCAAGCUCGAAGACAACAACAAGUGCUCCAAUAACCUCGAAAACGUCUACAACAUUAACAACAAAAGUAUCUUCGACCUCGACCUCUACUACAAAAAGCCCCACAUCGACUGCAGCCGUAGAGUAUUUCAUAACUUUUGGCGACUCAUACUCCCAAACAGGCUUUGAUCCGACCCUGACCCAACCCGCUGCUGGCAACCCCCUUGGAAAUCCCAAUCUUCAAGGUUACACGACCACCGGCGGGUUCAAUUGGAUUGGGUAUCUCGUUGAAACUUACAACAAUACGCUCAUGUUGUCAUACAACUUUGCUGCGGGAGGCGCAACUACUAACGCAUCGCUUGUUGCACCAUUUGCAACCACCGUACUAUCCUUCAUUGAUCAAGUAGACCAGUUUGUUCAAUACAUUCCAUCUGGGCCUUGGUCCUCUGGCAAUACGCUUUUUGGCAUUUGGAUAGGUGUUAAUGAUGUUGGAAACGCGUGGUAUGUUUCAAAUUACACGACGCUACUCGGUCAGAUCAUGGAUUCCUACUUUACAGAAAUCCAGCGACUCUACAAUGUGGGAGGCCGGAACUUUCUGUUUUUAACCGUUCCGCCAACCCAAGAUAGCCCUCUCUUCAUAGCUGAAGGGACAGCUGUGCAAGCUUCUCUGGCGACCGCUAUAUCUCAAUAUAAUGCGGCUUUAGCUUCACGCGUAGCAGCAUUCAAAGCUGCAAAUGCUGGGUCUAAGACCUGGGUAUAUGAUACCCAAGCUCCUUUCCUAAACGCAAUCAACAACCCUACAGCGUAUGGCUCGGCCGAUGCCACCUGUAUAAAUGCGGAUGGUGUUAGCUGUUUAUGGUGGAAUGAUUAUCAUCCUAGCCAGAUCGUUCACAAACUAGUUGCACAAGGGGUUGCCUCACUCUUGAAAGGUAUAUUCUGGUAG
Molecule: messenger RNA, 1092 nt
Organism: Botrytis fragariae
Lineage: Eukaryota; Fungi; Ascomycota; Leotiomycetes; Helotiales; Sclerotiniaceae
Product: putative carbohydrate esterase family 16 protein
Exons: 6
Coding region: 1-1092 (363 amino acids)
Biological process (GO): carbohydrate metabolic process
Cellular component (GO): extracellular region
Molecular function (GO): cellulose binding; hydrolase activity, acting on ester bonds
Source: RefSeq, a predicted model, not a curated record